Molecule: messenger RNA, 2360 nt
Organism: Botrytis porri
Lineage: Eukaryota; Fungi; Ascomycota; Leotiomycetes; Helotiales; Sclerotiniaceae
Exons: 2
Coding region: 774-1520 (248 amino acids)
Source: RefSeq, a predicted model, not a curated record
UCCCUCUCUCUCCCUCCUUCUCCUUCAUUCAUCAUUCCAAGAACUAUCAAACAUCAAUAGCUAUACAAAUCCAUUUUCACUGUCAAUCACAAUACCAUCAUUCAGAUUUCCAUUUACGACUUCUACCUAAUUAUAAUCCAGCCUUCGUACAUAUUCCUCCUUUAUCCUUCUAAUCCGGAUAUCAACAUCGGAUAUCAGCCUCAUCCUUAUCUGACUCACUCACCGAGCACAUUCUCCUUUCAUUCAACAGAACCUUUAUAUUUUGAUUCAAAGGACUAAUAAACCGACUUACAGCAUUACACACAGUCUUACUGCUACUCACCACUUAAUUGUGUUCUGAUUCGCAGUUUCUGAUCUUGGAACGUGUGACUCUAUUUCCCCGUGCCGCAACUACUCGUUACAGUCAUCCGGCCAAAGUCUGAAUCAUCUUAUUCACGAAUCUUCUACUUUAUUCUUUAAUAAAACUUUAUUUCUCUUUUAAUAAACUUGCCUCUACGAACAUCCUACGAAUCUUUUACACGGUGCCAGGUUCUUUGAAAUCAAAGAGCAGAAACGACACAACACAGUACCCUACGGUACAAUACGAUAAGUACGUGAACGGAACGGAAAGGAAGACAUUCAUAUAUCUAUUUUAAGGAACAACCAAUACAAAGAAAGGUUUCUUUCUAUCUCGGCCUCAUCUGUUAUUAAAGAAGCAUCUCUCAAUAAGCAUUCCAAUCUCACAACUUUGCGUCAUACCAAUCUAUCAACCAAGAACAGAAAAGACGUACAACAUGUCUGCCAUUACAUCUAACACUCCAACCUCUCCUAUUCAACAUCGAGACAUUCGAUCUGAGGCCCAAGCCUUCAAACGUGAUAAAGAUCACUCCCAGAAAUGGGUUAUGGGGGUUCGCCCACUAGCCGGCGUGAACAAGGCCUUCACAAGUCUGACUGAUGGUCCUAGCGAUGCAUCUGCUAAGGGAAAGGAGAAGGUUAGACCUCAGAAGCUAUGGAGUCAAGUUGGCAGCUCCGACCGACAUUAUCGUAACAGUUCCAACGCUCCUUUAAAACCAUCCGGGUUUCCAUUUUACAACCACGGUCUCACAUCUUCUUCCCGUAUCGCCCGCAAGAUCGAUGCCCAUGUUGAGGCUGCAGAUAAGACCUCCAACCCCCUCUCUAGAUCUUUACUCGAUCUUCUUCCUACACAUUACAAUAAUACAUCUCCAUCCAUCACUACCACAAUCAUGGAUACCGGUGACGAGGGUGUUCUUUACUCUUUUGAUAGAACAGACACGCCAAGUAACAGAGUGGACUUGGGUGGCUUGGUAGACCUUGCGGAGCAGAGAUGGGUUAAUGAGCAAACCGAGAAGAUCGUCAGGGGUGAAUAUGAGGUUUUGGAUGCAGAAGGAGAGACAGUUCUUCAAAGACAAAGAGGUAGAAAGAGUCCCAGAUCAAAGGCUCUUUCUCGUACUCGUGAAGACUCGAAGACUAAGACUCAUAAAUCAGAACCACUUGAGGAUGAUGGAUUUGAACUUAUCUAGUCACGAAUCUCGGCAUGAGUCUGGCAGAUAGUGAUCUCUACUUGAUUGUUAUGGUUACUCCAGCAUUGUAUUCUCGUACAGUACAACUUGCAUUGAGCCACAGGCUUUCGGAGUUAAUUGUUAUUUUUCCUUUCUUACAUCUGGCAGUUGGCGCGCACACAAGCAUAGGAUACCGGCAGGCAGCUUACUUUGGAGUUUUUAAUACACAGAGAAGGAUAGCUAGCCUUUGAUCUUUAGUUUCAGUUUCUGCACAGGCAUUGAUAGAUUGGCCUGAGGUCUGAUUUUUGUAUCUUAUUCGGGUGCAUUGUGGUUAUUGAGGUUUGCGUGGUGCAUAGCAUGGAUAGCUUACCGGUCUAGAGAUUGGGAGGAUAGCUUGGUGCUUAGGUGAUCCUUUCAUCGGGGCUUUUUGACGAGUUUUUGGGUUGAUGGCGUGUACAGCAGGAAUGAAUGGGACGGUUGAUACAUUGAGUAGUUCAUCUCGAUAGUGUUGAUAAGGAUCAGGUGUUAUACGCGGAGAUCGCAAUAUCAUACCUAUGACCCACCAGACUUUAUUGGAAACUUCUUGCGCUAUGCUACUGCGAUUUCCUCAAUCUAUGGUUUGAUGUGCUUAUUCGCCCAGUGGAGAUGGCUCAUACCGAGCUAAGUUGGACAAAUAUGGCGAUGUCGUCUGAUUUGACUUUUGCAAAACUGUAGAAUGUAGGAAGCGAUAUCUGCGAUCAGGACUACAACAUUUUCAUCCACCUUGCUACACUACAGUGCACUUGCGAGUUUUGUAAAUGUAUCCUCAGUAUAUAUUCUUCGGCAUAAUAGUGAUCUAGCUAUGGGGUCCAUGAAGGGCGA